AUGGGUCCAACAACUGAUAUCGUUUUCAGUCCUUCUCCAACAUGCUUCUACUUCCAUCCCUCACUAACACUAUACUUCGACGACGACGGUGACGGCAAGAUUUCGGCGUCUGAGCAAAGGAAGCGUUUGGGUGGCGAGGUUCUGUUGAAGGAAGCGGAGAUGGCGAUUGAGGCCUUGGAUUCCGACGGUGACGGGUUGCUGUGUUUGGAGGAUUUGGUGAAGCUCAUGGAGGAAGUGGGAGAGGAAGACAAGUUGAAGGACUUAAGGGAAGCCUUUGAUUUGUACGACACUGAACGUUCUGGCUUCAUCACGCCCAAGGCCUUGAAGAGGAUGCUCCACAAAUUAGGGGAGUCCAAGUCCACCAAAGAGUGCAAAGCCAUGAUUAGUGCCUUUGAUUUGAACGGGGAUGGCAUGCUUAGCUUUCAAGAAUUCACAAUUAUGAUGAACUGA
Messenger RNA from Cajanus cajan (pigeon pea), 450 nucleotides. NCBI's taxonomy places the organism in Eukaryota, Viridiplantae, Streptophyta, Magnoliopsida, Fabales, Fabaceae. The record is from RefSeq and is a predicted model, not a curated record.